Anastrepha ludens (Mexican fruit fly) is the source of this 5045-nucleotide messenger RNA. RefSeq lists its product as uncharacterized. The transcript has a single exon. Lineage: Eukaryota; Metazoa; Arthropoda; Insecta; Diptera; Tephritidae. The record is from RefSeq and is a predicted model, not a curated record. Bases 248 to 3445 code for a protein of 1065 amino acids.
UGCAGGCACAUGAUGUCGCGACUCACUAUGAAUGAGAAAAUCAAAGCAGACGGUCGAGCUUACGAAGUGUACACUUCUCAAAAAGAAGUACAAGAAAUUCAGAAAAAACUCAAUGAUAAAGUGUUAGUGGAUUCGAUAAUAAAAAAGGUGGAGUGCUAUAAUUCAUCGGCGCAAGGAAAUCGAGCACAAACAGCAGUUAAACAAAUCUUAUCAGCGCCUCAAUAAUUCAAUACCACUGGGAACCACUAUGGCUAAAGAGGAGAUUUUUGAGAGUUCAUUUGAGAACGACCGUUUUUUAAUGGCGCUUGAAGACGACAAUUUAUUUCGUCCACGGCAAAUUACUGAUCUGGAUGCAUCACAGAGCAGUGAGAAUGCCACGCAGUAUAAUGAUGAGAAUGUAAAUGCAGAUACCGAACCAUCGCACGUUGCUAUUCCCAACAAAUUACCUUGUACGAGCACUUUAGCUGCAGCAAUCGCACGUUUAAAGGCACAAAUGUCUAAGCCCUUCAGUUCACCGCCUCCAGCGUAUCCAAACUCAGGUUGUGAAAAGACAGAACCAGAGGUUCCGACAAGUAGCAUUAAAGAACUGCGAAAAAACAAUGAACAGUGUGUGGUUGAGAAGCAAAAGCCAAAAGAAAAGACACAUAUAUCGAAGGAUCAACUUAAGUCUGCACCACCAAUACCGCCAACGACAACGUCGAAAAGCAAGAAAUCACAGAAUCGUCAACGCAAAUCAAAGGUUAAGCGAUUGGCACAAAAGUUCAACUCAAAACUAUCCCAAUUGAUGUGUCAUGAGUCAACCGAGACAAAAGAGAACAGCGUAGAUAACGAAUCGGAUGAGGAAGUAAAAGUUGAAGAGUUGCAUACUAGCAAGUUGCCAGUUGUGCUCAAGCCGAAUCCAGAACGGGGUAGCUGUUUGCCGAAGCAACGUGUCUCUCCACGCCAACUGCCACGUAAAAUACGUGAACAACGCUACAUCAAUGAAAUGAAAAUCCUACAGGGCUCACGAAAACGCUGCAUUGACCCAGUCAGCUCAAUGUCUUUCGAUACGUUUGGACCACCGAGGAAAAUACACCGCACUUGGACUGAACGCUUACAAUCAACAGCGAGCUAUCGGGAAAUGCUGAUGGAACGUAUGUUCUGCAAUUGGAUCACGGAGAAAUAUGGUGUCACUUUCGAUAUCCACUCAGUAGAAAACAGCGAGGAUUCUUUCACAAAUGCUGACGAAGCGAACACUUCGAAAUGUCCAGUCAUAUCAAAGUCGGAGUUCUGUCUGUUGUUUGGAAAGGCGAUGGUGAAGUUCGAAAGCGUAGAAUCGCGAGUAAUGCGACGAAACGGUACUCAUGAAGCAUUAAAAAUAAUUAAUGAUCCACGAGAACAACAGAACACUCACAAAAGUGUUGAGGUUGAAUUGCCAAUUAGCCAAAUUGGCACUUCCAUCAAUGAAAAACUACCACAGGAAGCCUCCAAUCGAGUCCAAAGGAAGGUGAAACGUCAGGCGCCACAACCACCCACAGCAAUUAAUGAGAUUCCAGAACAGCAGGACACUAACAAAAGUGUAGUUGAGGCUAAAUUUCCAAUUAGCCAAAUUAGCAUUUCCAUCGAUGAAAAAAUACCCCAGGAACCCUCCAGUCGAGUCCAAGGGAAGGUGAAAUGUCAGGCGCCACAACCCCCCACGGCAAUUAAUGAGAUCCCAGAACAGCAGGACACUAACAAGAGUGUAGUUGAGGUUGAAUUGCCAAUUAGCCAAGCAGAGGAACCCUCCAAACGAGUCCAAGGGAAGGUGAAGCGUCAGGCGCCACAACCCUCCACGGCAGUUAAUGAGGCCCGACAACAACAAGACACUAACAGAGGAGUAAUUGCGAGUGGAGCGUCGAAUAACAUAACAUCACCAGAUGGCACAUUGCAGAGCACUAUAGAUAGCUUCAUUGAUCUUGGCUUUGAAACGGGUUCAAAUUAUACGGAAAGUCCCAAUCGUACAGUAGCACCAGCGAUUACACCAAAGCAAAUAAAAAGUGCGUCACCGCCUUCCGUCAAAUUAACGCCCGGACUGGAUAAAAGUAGGCCACAAAACAGCUUUAGCUUUUCGUCUUCGACACCGGAUAAGAGCUUGCAAAAUAUAUCACUACCAAUCUUCAGCAGCAAUACCGCCCGCAUGAUAGAACAGGAAUUUAUUAGUCCCAUACGUACAGUUAGCGGAGGCCGUCGCCGCUUGUGGCAGGCUAAUGAUUCACGUCAGAAUUCGCCAUCUAUGCAAGUUAUCUGUGAAGAUCCCUUGGAGCAUGUCGAACCGUCGAAAACAGCGAACUCGCCUAUUCUCUCUGAAAAUAGCUUCUGUAGUACUACUUUCAACUUAAUUAUGGCCAAUAACACUGAGCAUCAAGAUAAGUCAUCAAAGUUUUGGGUGUGCGCUGUGGACUUUAAAAUUGCUCUGGAUAUAUUCUACAGCCCACCAGAUCGCCUAUACCUACUAAAUCGAAUAUUCAGCCAAAAGAGCUGUAAGAGUCAGGAUUUGUACUUUGGCAUCGAUGAUCAAAAAUUUUCUAUGCGUAAUGCAAUCGAAAAGACGGACAUCUCAGCGCGCCUACCUGCAGUGAAAGGCUGCUCUUACUAUUGGUUCUGCACCGGUGAACUGGCUGUGCCAUUCAACGGUAAACGUUUAGCAACAGAAAAGAUUCAACGUUUGUUCAGUUUCAUAAAAGAUUCAAUGACAGAUAAUAUGCGGCUACGCUUUGGCGUCGAUAACUAUGAAUUUUCUAGGGCGUCUGACAACAAAGGAAACAGCAACAGAUUUUCAAUGCUUGCUGGCCCGCAUGAAAAACGCAGUGGUACUAAUUCAAACUAUUCAAAAGCAAGCAACCGAAAUGUCUCCGAAAAUGGUUCAAAAAUAGAUCGUAAAAAUUUACACCACACCCUAGAAUCGUCCCGCAAUGCGACUGCAAAAAACAGUUUCCACAAUGAAAAAAUUGAUAUCGAAACCUUGGAAAAACUAUUCCAAGAUGAUGCAAAAAGCCUGGAUGCCAAGUUGGACAGGCUGAGACUCACACGAACGAUAUCAAAAAUGAUAAAUAACCUAAAGAAGGUAAAUAUUGAUUUAAAAGAAUUGGAAAAACGCAUGAAAAUGUAUUCGAAUCACUCGGGCAUGGCUAAAGCUAUCCUACCUCACUCCAAAGAAUCGCCGCUUUAUAUGCAAAAAUUGCGCAUCAUCACCUGUGCCAUCAACAGUCUUCUAAGCGAAAACGGUUUCACGGCAUGCAGCAAGGAACAGUUGGAGGGUUUUAUGCUCUUUCUAACACACUAUGCCCAUAUUUGUUUGGAAAGAUGCAACAAGCACAUGAUAAACGUGUUGGACGCACUAGUAAAACACCAUCAAGAAAAUAUAGACAAGGCUAAUAUUCAAUUGGGGUUGGCUGAAGCCAAUGGCAACGAGCUGAAAAAGCCUUAAAUGCCGAUGCUAAAUUUCUUAUAGAUUUUAUGACUCGUACUUUGCCUUUUGUUAUUGACUUAUUACCUUUGGUUUGGAAACGCGUAAACAUUCAUGGUAAAAAAAAAAUAAAAAAAAAAAAUUUAAGUAAUAGUUUGUGUUACCAAAUGGCGUUUAAUUGAGCUCUACUUUAGAAAUUAAUUAUUAACUUAAUUUAAUUAAUCAUUAAUAGUAGUAUUUUUAUCAAAUCAGAUUUUUAAUAUUUUUUGUCAUCAAUUUUAGCUGUCUUUAAGUUCGUUUUUACAUAUGUACAUACCUAACUUGACAUAACAUAAUACAUAUUUACUUUUAAAUAAACUUAGGCUAAGAAACUCUGUAAAAACAUGAACUCCAAAAAUAAAUUUUCACUUGUAAAAAAAAACCGAAGGUGCGCUUGCUUGUUAUCAUUAAACGAAAAUAGUUACGGCGGCCACCAUAGCCGAAUGGGUUGGUGCAUGACUACUAUUCGGAAUUCACAGAGAGAACGUGGGUGAAACACCAAAAUUAAGAAAAAAUAUUUUCCUAAUAGCGGUCGCCCCUCGGCAGGCAAUGGUAAACCUUCAAGUGUAGUUCUGCCAUGAAAAAGCUCCUCGUCGUUCGUUGAAAUUUUUGAAGCUAACGAUAGGUUAAAAAAGAUCCAGCAGAUCAAAUUUUCGUUUUUCGUUCGCGUUGUUUUAAGUCAAAUGAAUUAGCCCAGUUUUUUUCUUAUAACGAUCCCAGCAUUUUUGCUACGGACAACCACUAUAUUCUUGCUUUAUAUAAUGAGCCGAGUGCAUAAAAAGGUAGAUGUAUUCUUUUGCAUCCUUACGGAAAAAUCAACGCUCCAAUGCCCGAAAUCGAUAAUAUUUUACAUUUACGUACAGUUGCACCAUUCUUUUGCUUUUUUGUUGUGUAUCCAGCAGUUGGACGAUUCGUUUUAUUCAAGACAAACUCGAAAUUUUUAGUUUAAGUGUGAAAAUUUCAAACAAAUUUCAAACAAAGAAGCGUAUCAAAAACAAAAAAGCAUUGUCAACCACCAAAUCGCAAAAAAAAUUAAGUCGGCUAUUUUACUUUUACUAUUUAGUACUACUUUAUAGUGUGUAUCCAGCAGCUUGCCGGUUAGCUUGAAUUCCGCAAGUACAUACUUUCCAGUGGCCCAUUUAGAACUGUCUCCUUUUUGCUUUACAACACUAGGCCUUUUAGAUUCGUGAAGCAUUAGCCAGUGGCGAAGAGAUGAAGCGAUUGGUAUAAAUGAACAUACUUUGGCAGCGCUGGAAUAGAGUUACCAAAAAUUACUUUUGUCUGGAAACACUUAAUGAGUAAUUAGGACCGCGUUCGGUUUGGGAAACAUUGGUUGCUUCAACUCAUUAUCGGUAACGCUCGAGCCUUGUCAACACCCUUCGUGUUCUCGAUCUUCUCAAUGUUGUUAUUGACUGUAGACCAAAAACUAAACUAUUGUAAGCAACAGAGUUGCCGUGCAUGAACACGACGGUCAACAACAGAGGAGAACUCGCAAAGUUAAAGCAACAAAAGUUUCCCUGUAUGAACGUGGUCUAAUGAAACUCUCUUGAAAGAGAGUUGGCAGCAUUGGAAAUAGUGAGUU